Molecule: messenger RNA, 1208 nt
Organism: Cicer arietinum (chickpea)
Lineage: Eukaryota; Viridiplantae; Streptophyta; Magnoliopsida; Fabales; Fabaceae
Source: RefSeq, a predicted model, not a curated record
AUGGCAGAUAAAGAGAAAGGAAAAGAAAAAGCUCUUAAGACUCGUCAAUUAAAACAACAUUUUAAACGUUCAAAUGCAAAUCCUCCUUUUGUACAACCUUCAGGAUUAUUUAAUACUACUACUCCAUCACUUAGAACAUCUCAUGAUGCACCUCCUGUUGUGACAUCUCAUAAUGCACAUCCUCCUAGUACAUCUCAUGUUGCACAUCCUCCUAAGACGUCUAAUGUUGCAUUUCAUCAUAUUUCUAUUCCCUUAAGGACUUCUAGGACAUCCGCUACUACCCCAUCACCUAGGACAUCUCAUGUUACACCUCUACGAGGGGUAGAUUCACCAUCUAAUUCACAACCAUCUCAAUCUGAAGGAGUGCAUAGCCCAAGAUCCAAUGAAAUUGUCAUUGCAUCUGAAACACAAAGCAAUGGUGGCAAGCGAACUUUAUACCUUGACGGGGAACACAAGGAUUCAAAAAGAAGAGCAUACAAGCAAAAACAAACCGAGCAUCUAAUUGUGGAGGUUUUGGAGGGCCUCUUCACACAUACGGAUUUGAAUGGCAUUCCUCCUAGUCAUUCAGAUUUGUUUCUCCAUACACAUAAACGUGGCAAGGAUAAAACUUGGAUUGAUAGAAGAUCGGAAUAUGUUCAUGAAAAAUUUAAACGAAGGUUUAAAGAAUUGACCCAAGAAACAACUUCACAAGGAACUCCUCCACCAAAUGAAUUAAAUGUGUGGUGUGAGGUUGCUGGAAUAAAAGGAGGACGAGUAUAUGGUCUCAGAAUGGAAUCUACUGUAUUAUUAGGGAGACCUAAUUAUCGUGGAUCAUGUUCUUCAUCAACAAAGUGGGUUCAAAGACAUGAAUUUGAAGAAAUGAGAAAUGAAAGAGAUCAACUUCGAGAGGAAUUGGCUAAUACAAACAGAGCAGUUGAGCGCAACAACCACUUGAUAAAACAACUAGUGAAUAGCUUGAACUUUAAACCCAUGCCAUAUACUAGAGAUCAAAUUCAUGAAGAUGAGAUUAGUGAUAAUGAUGAUGAGAUUGGUGAACAUGGUGUUGGUGAUUUUGAUGAUGAGAUUGCUGAUAAUGAUGCUCGUGAUCAUGAUGGUGAAGAGUUAGAUGGAUAAUGAUAAGUUAAUAUGAAGAACCAAUAUGUUGCAAUUUGUUAUGACUAAAUAUAUUAUGUUUAAACUAAAAUUUUAUUUGUAUUAUUUUGAGUACU